AUGUCAUAUUCCCAAUACGCUAGCUUCUUGGAAAAUGAAAUUAGGCUUUUGCGAAACCUUAACGUUAGAGAAAUUGCACGUCUAGAUGAACUUGGUACUCAUACGUCGGAUUCCUUGCAAGAACGACUUCAGCAAGAGCUAACAAAACGUCAUCAGGAGGUGUUUAAAACUCUCAAUCAAGACGAUGUACUUUUGAAAGUUCAAGAACAGGAACAAACCGUCUUGCGGGAAGAAUUACACAGAGUCAUGGCUUUAGUUGGUGAUCUACCGAAGGAUAAAAUCGGAUCUGAUAUUAUUGACUUGCAGGAGGCCCAAGAUGGUAAGUUCGUUUCAAUUCAGCAGCUGAUGACAGAUAUCGACAACUUGCCGCAAAUAUCGCUCAUGGACACCGAAGAUUUGGAGAAUGAGCCGCUGUUAAGCGAGUACAAUAAGCUGAGAGAUGGUUUGAGAGAUAAAGUGAAAGCCAUUAGAGACGCUGAAAAAAGUUUGCCACAGCUGCGACGUCCUUUGGAUCAGUUCAGGAGUUUGGAAAAUGCCGUGGACCGGCAAUUUGGUGAUACCACUAAAUAUUUCGAAACUUACCAAGAAAAUGUGAUUGCACAGGCGCAAGAAACUGCCAAACUAGUAGAGGUAGUAUUGAAGAAGAACGGUAAACUGCCGCAGAGCUCAAUGGAUGGAUUGAAAGAAAUAAUUACCAUGAUGGAGGCAAUGAAGUAA
Molecule: messenger RNA, 717 nt
Organism: Lachancea nothofagi CBS 11611
Lineage: Eukaryota; Fungi; Ascomycota; Saccharomycetes; Saccharomycetales; Saccharomycetaceae
Source: the annotation of a GenBank genome assembly